Phalaenopsis equestris is the source of this 1923-nucleotide messenger RNA. Its product is annotated as BCL-6 corepressor-like protein 1. The transcript has 6 exons. NCBI's taxonomy places the organism in Eukaryota, Viridiplantae, Streptophyta, Magnoliopsida, Asparagales, Orchidaceae. The record is from RefSeq and is a predicted model, not a curated record. Bases 324 to 1709 code for a protein of 461 amino acids.
CAUGAGGGGCAAGUGAGUCCGGAGGGGCCAGGCCGCACAUACGACCACUAUUUCCGAUCUUUUUAUGACCAGAGUUGCUUGGUGAGCUUUUCGGUUCCCUCCCUCCUAGGGCUUUAUUGUCCGCACUCCUCUUCCUCAUCUCCCUUUUUGCACAAUCUCGGAUCGAGCUCUCCAGGGAUUGAUGAUUGAUGUGCAGUGAGCAAUUCGUGGGCUCUUCUUUUCUUUUUUGGAUAUUGAUUUGUGGCAUAGGUGGCCGACCAUGUAAAUUGGUUUUGAAGAUCCAACCUCCAUUGAAUUCAUAUUCUCGGUAGAGAGAUCCGCAUAUGGGCAAACCAAAGAAAAAAGAGGUUGGAAAUCCUUCUACAACAUCAGAACAGCCGCAGCCUGAAAAAAAGAAAGGCAAAUCACUAAAAGCUUCAAAAAAAAUUGUGAAAAAUGCUUCAAAGCGAAAAAGUGAAAUAUCUGAGAAAUUGAACACCGAGGAUAGCAAAACUGUGAAGGACAUCACUAAUAAAGUUGAUGAGAGCACUCAGGUGAAUGAAUAUAGUGAAGCAACUGCCAAAGAAACACAAGCAAACACCAACGAAACGUUUGGUGGGUUGAUAUUCAUGUGCAAUGGUAGAACCAAACAUGAUUGCUUUCAUUACAAGGUUUUGGGCCUUCCAGAACAUAGAAAAGAUUUAGUGUUGCGUGUUAAGCCUGGUAUGAGACUCUUCCUGUAUGAUUUUGAUUUAAAACUUUUAUAUGGCAUCUUCAAAGCAUCAUCAUGUGGAGGGAUGAAACUUGAGCCUGCAGCUUUCAACGGUUUAUACUCUGCACAGGUGCGUUAUGAGAUCGAACGUGCUUGUGCGCCCCUUCCACAACACAUCUUCAAGCAUGCCAUUAAGGAAAAUUACACUGGCAUCCGAAACAUGUUCAAAACAGAACUAUCUGCUCAGCAAGUAAAGGAGCUCAUCAAGUUAUUCCCAUCUUUACCCCCGCACCAAUCAAUCUUCAACAUGGAUGCUCCUGUUCGCAAGCCGGUCCAGGUUCUUACCCGAGUCCCUGCUCCUGCUCCAAUGCCCGGGCCAGUCCAGUUUGUAGCCCGAGCGCCUGCUCCUGCUCCUGCUCCCACUCCCACUCCCACUCCCAUGCCCGGGCCAGUCCAGUUUGUUGCCCGAGUCCCUGCUCCUCCUCCCAUGCCCGAGCCAGUUCAAGUUCUUGCCCCAGCCCCAGCCCCAGCCCCUGCUCCAGUCGCAGUAUUAUGGCCCUCAAUGCUUCCAUUGGACGGUCCUGUCCCGGUACAGAGAGAGAUUGUCGCUCCGAUCAACACCCUCCAACUCGAUCCUCGGUCUUUGAUCGAGCAAGACUAUAUAAAUUUGGGUUUAAAUCCAAACCAUUUCUCAGUGCCUCAUGGAAAUGUUCCAGAAAUCUACACUCAUCCUUAUGGGUCUGCAGGACCUUAUGAAACCAAAGCAGACUAUCUGAAUGAUCCCUCCCGGCGUAGGCUGGAUGAGGUUGGUUUUAGUUUGAGGCCAUUAGCGCACCCUCAACCAGCUCCUCAUGUCAGAUUACUGCCCACUUCUGGGGAUGCAAGGCUUGGCGAAAUGCAUCUGGUUCAUGCUCCAAUAACAUUAUCUGGUUAUAGCGAGAGGAAUUCACAACCAGUCUCGUCGCGAUAUACUUUUGCAGGCCCGUCGAUGUCACAGAAGCAUGGACGUGCACUGUGAGAAGAUUAGGGAGUGAGCAGCCAUUUGGGGUGAUUUCCUUGCAUUUUUUAGCUUUCUUGUUGGUAUUUACUAAUGUUUUCUCAUACUUGAAGAUGUUAGGUUGUUUAAGAUGUAUCUGUUGUUCUAUUUGUAUGUUUUUGUUUGUUAUGAUUUUGUUCUGUGAAUUAUCACUCAGCAACCAUUGUUGGUGUCCAAGAUAUUAUGCAAUUCUCCA